CGGUUAUAAACCACAAACCAUAUGAAAAGUUCAGUUUUUACAUACUCUGACAGUGGUUGUGUGAUGGACGGGUUAAGCUUCAUGUUGAAAGGCACAGUCUCUCAGUGUCUACUUGGACUAGGUGCGUUCAAUUGUCAUUCUACAUCUAGAUGAAGCGCAUUUUUUAGUUCUUGUCGUCAGGAUGCUCUCAAACCACUGCCAAUGUAAAGUUGAUAAAAAGGCAACCUUAUAACGUGUUGACGUUAAACAGACACCUUAAAAUAUGACUGCCAUCUUGCAGAGGCCGUUACUUCAGCGUUCACAAUGCAUAAGCAUUCUCAUAUUCCAUCAUUAAACAAAAAUGUACAGUAAAUAUAAUUCGAAGAUUGUUGGAUUUGGAAAACGUACACGCUUGGACAGUUUAUACGUUUGAACAUGUCAUCACCCUGCUACAGUUUACCCGGCAUUCCUUUUUCGAAACCACUUUUAUACACCCCGAUGUUGAUAAUUGCUUAGUUUCUCUCAGAUCCCUUUCCUGAGGGCACCACUGUUAUGCUUUAAAAGACACUUUUAUGUGGUGCUUGGCCGGGGGACUGUUUUCUGUAUAAAUGAAAUACAAUAAAGACAGAAAGGGUGUUUCUUAAGAGCUCAACAUUUUCAAAGUUUCCCUCUCUGCUUUUCACUGGCAGCCCUCUCUUGGAAAGCUUUAACUGAAGAUUAAGCGUUAAAAUCCGUGUGGUUUUGGGCACCGUUGCCAUAAUUCAGCUAUAUCCCAGAAACAUAAGCGCGGGGCGAAAUCACCAGCUCCCGCGACGGAGAUCCAGGGUGCCCUAAACCACACCGAGCUGGAAUCCUGGAAGACCAGACAGUGGUCAAAACCAACACCUACAUCCACACCCGCACACAAGCUCGGGUUCAUUACGCGUGUGGAGGCCGUGAAUCUGAGCUGAGUGGAACCGAGCCCAGAUCAGUCCAAGAGAUAUUUGGACAAAGAGUGAAAAAAGAUUGAUUGGAAACUCUUGAAGAGGCCGCCGUAUUUUACAGAAGCAGCCCCCCGAAACGAACAUUUGCUGAAUAUUUGCUCCUCAGGCCAUCCGAGAUGUAGAUGUGUUUGUUCCUUCGUCAGAUUCCAUCGCUUUGCUCACCAAUGGAGGCGAAUGGGUGCCGUCAGAACAAAAAAAAAACAUCACAAAUAAUCCACAUCACGUCCAACAAUUAAUGUUUUGGGAAGUGAAAAGAUGCGUGUUUGUAAGAAACAAAUCCAUCAUUAGGACAAGGAAAUCGUUGCUCAGCUAAAACUUGAAAAUUCUAUCCAUAAUAUUACAUUUCCCAGUCAAAAAGUGUCUUGUUUGAUUCAUGUGCACAGAUCAAGCAGUUCUUGCUUUUCUGCUUUUCUUAAGCACAUGAAAUCUCAAAAUCAGUACGUACAUUCUCACUGAUAUUAUCAGCGGCCUUGCAUGUGCAUUUCAUCUGUGUUUGCUUUUCAGCGCACUUCUCCGUGUGUGUGUUAUACCACAAGAACAGAUUUGUACCGGACUAAAUACAGUCCAUUUGACCUUAUGCGUCUGUCCUGUUACAGUAGACCCCGCUGGUCUAAUAGGGCUUAUGCUGCCAUCUUUAGGACGCUCUACUGUACUUGCUCUGUACUGAGCUACUCUUCCACAGUAAAAUGAUUUAUUCUUACUACGUGCUUUUUUGCACAAAUAGAAUGCUUUGAAAUAGAAUGCUCACACUUUAUUCCAAUCGUUGCUAUUAACAAACUAAUAACUAGUACUUUUGACUCAGUACACCACUAAGGUUAAGGUUAAUGUUAAAUUUAGGUAUUAGUUAGGGUUAGGGAUGUAGAAUAUGUGCUCUAUAAGUACUAAUAUGCCAAUAUGCUAAUGUACAAUGGUGAUAGUGAGAAUUGGUCCAACUUUUUCAAUUAAAAAGAAACAAGCAAACCCUGAUCAGAUUUAAAAGGUAACACAAAAGUAAUGUCGCACAGUUAUGUAAUUAGUUCCAUUUUUAAAAACUAACGGAAUAUUGUAAUAAAUUCCCCUUUAGAAGUGACUUUCUCCAACACUAAAUUAUAUUAGCAUACAUAUUGGCGCCAUCAUUCAAUUUCAAAUAAUUAACGACUAAUUAAUUUCCCUGAAAUCAAUCACGAUUAAACUAGAAAAAUAAAAAAAAUCCCAUUUUUAAGUUACACACAACCUAAAAGUGCUCAUUUUUACAAUGAUACUGUUAGAUUUUUUUUAUUAAAAGUAUCAGCCACAACUCACAAGACUUUUCAGAAAACUUUUGAUCAUGUUGAUAGUUUAGCCAAUGUAAUUUAUCAAUUUUAUUUAACAGGCUUCACUGGGUUAAAGCACGUGAUUACAUCAGCCAGUACUGCAAUACCACUUUUUUUAAAAACCAUAACACGAAAAAACGACCAUAUUCACCAUGCACCAUAGUAUUUACAUAGUAAUUAUAACAUACCCCUCCCCCACUUUGCAUUGUAGUCUUUUAUUAUGAAAUAUUAAAAUCAAAACCGCUACCUUUACCUUUUGCUGUUUAACUGAACUCAUAAUGAGCUUUUCUCGUUCUUUUUUCACAUUCUUCACAAUAAACCGUAGUUUAUUCUGAAGAAACACGCUAUAAAUUGAAGUGUGCUGCAGCGCGGCGGCGGCCUCUUUGUUUUGGGCCAGCGUCUGUCACUCUUCCGCGUCGACCAAUAGGAGAACGCCUUACUUAACCCGUGCGACCAAUGAGCGUUGAGCUUCGUUCCACAGCGCCAGUUCCUAGGCGGGCGCGCACCGAGCCGUCGAGCUAAUUCUACUUUUAGCCGCCUUUCGCAAAACGGUUUGUUUACGCAUCCCAGCGCCGCCGCAUUUAUUUACCCGCAAGAUUCGAUGCACACAUGUUUUUUUGGAUGUAGCGCACAGCUGCGUUUGUCGUGAAACCCUACGAGGACGUUCAAACGGAAGGCGCGAGCCGGUUUGACGGGUGUCAACAACGCGAGGCGAGAGUCGCGCGCGCGCUUUCAUUUUCGCUUAACCCCGUUCGGAUACUUGCAAAAACACGAGGCCUCGCUUCUCAAAGCGAAAAAGGAACUGCUACUUGCGUCUUCGCAGUUAAAGAGCCGUGUUUUAUACCGCUCCGUGUAAGGAUCAAGCAUGGCGCAAUUUCACGAGGAUCCGGCGCUGCUCACUAAAGAGAAACUGAAGAGCGAGCUGCUGGCCAAUAACGUGCCUCUGCCCACCGCGGACAGCAAGAAAGACGUGUACGUCCAGCUGUAUCUGAAGAACCUGACGGUGCUCAACAAGAAGAACAUCUCCGCUCCAGCUCCAGACGCCUUCUCCAGCGACGAGGAGACGACAGCGCCGCUGCUGUCCAACCGGAGCCGCUCGGGGAAGAAAGCCACAAGAAAGACAGACAGAGUUCGGCCGGAGGAGAACGACAUCUCCGGCUUGACUGACGAAGAGUUGAAGGUUCAGCUCAUGAAGUAUGGAGUCCAUUCAGGGCCAAUUGUUGCCACCACACGCAAGUUGUACGAGAAGAAGCUCCAGCAGCUCCUGGAUCAGCCGCCGGUGGAGAGCAGCCUGCCUGAACCGGAGACCGCCAUCCCAGAGGCCGUCACCAUCAAAGCAGACGGGAACCAGAACGGCAACACUCAUUCGGCCGAAGAUCAGUACAGCGACAAAGAAGAAGAGGUUGAUCCUGUACCAGAGCCGGUUCCUGUUGUGACCAAGCCGGUCCGGAGCAGAGGAAAGACUCCGGUCACCACCAGAACCAGCAGCAGACAGCGCACUAAACAGCAGGUGGAGGAGACGGCAACGUCUGUGGAUGGAGGAGAUAUUUUAAAGGAAAUCUUCCCCAAUGAACCUGCUACACCAACCGGAAUAAUGGCCACGUGUCGGAGGCCGAUCCACGGCGCCGCUGGCCGUCCGGUGAAGCCGCUGAACCUCUGGUCCGAGGAGUCUCUCCAGCAGCAGAACACUUACACGGCGACCAAGUCCUCCGUCACGGACGUUCGCAGCGCGGCCCCGGCCGCCCGUCCCAGACCCCGCCGCUGGUUGGCCUUCUGGUUGAAGCUUCUGGUCUUCGUCGCGCUCGCUGCGUCUCUGUAUUACGCCUUCCAGAACGUCACCGCCGAUCAGAUCGCCGCCUGCCGGCUCUACGUCCAGGACAAUGUCGUCACGCCCGUCGUCGACUACAUCAGCUGGGAAGGCCCUGCGGAGGGCGGCGAGGGCAAAUGAGCGCCCCGAGCCGUCAGCCAGCUUCAGCAUGCAUCUACCGUCAGACUGAUUUUUCUAGUUCUUUACGGAGCGACGCGCCGGCAGGGUUCAGGGGAGGGAGGGAGGGAUUCCGGUUAAUGCAGUUUGACCUAGCGGUCAUCUCUGAAUAGACUCGUGUUUCAAGUAGUCUUUAACUCUGUGUGCGUUGUGUGUUUUGAUCUUGCUUUGUGAUUUUCUUUUGUUUUCACGGUUUUGUAGCGUUCGGCGGAAGUAGAGGAGUGUAGUAGUAGCGAUUCGAGAGGUUUACGUGCCAAGACUCGGCCAACGCAAGCACAAGGAGGUUUGACGCGCGUCGGGGCUCGAAAGGAAAAGCCCCUAGCCGAAUGUUUGCGGACGUUGAGACGUUUUCAAUAAUCAUGACGUUUUUAUUUUAGCGCGGCUGAAUCUGAUUUUAUGAAGUGUCGGUAUUACGAGACCAGACUGAGAAAAUUUCUCAGAAAUUAUGUCAUCAAGUUUCACCACAAAAAAAUAAAUAAAUACAGACACACACACACACACACACACACACAGUAGUCAGCAUUUGAAGUGGAGCGAGACCUUCAUCAAAGUCGUCCUAAAAGCUAAAACCAAAAUGCGUUGGCACUUUUUUGACCCACUUCAAAUGUUGACUGCUGCACAUACGAUGCAUUAUACAUAAUGUGAAAAAUCUUAACAAAUGAUCAUUUAAAUAAUUCAAAAAAACACAUUACUGUAAUGCAAAAAAAAAAUAAAUAAAAAAAAAAUCAUUACCGUAAUGCAAAAAAAAAAAAAAAAAAAGUACAGUAAUGAGAACUGAGUGCUUAAUUAAAAGUAUUUAAAAUAAUUCAUAAUGUUGAUUUUUGGGGUGAAAUAUGACUUCUUUUUUUUAUUGGUGUUUGAAAUACGACUUUUGCAGAUUCUUGACGGUUUUCAUCAGAUUGACCCAGUAGCGUUUGUUUUUGAUGAUCUGUAGCAUUGAGACUUUCAGACUACCGCCUCGGAUGUUCGGUUUUAAUACUAGACGCAAUGAUCGAUAUUUAUUUUUUUAUCCAGAGCUUGAAAGAAAAGGCGUAGAAGUAAUGCUUCGCUUCCGGUGAGAGGCACUCUUCUUUAGUUUUUAGUUUUUUUAGAUUAUGGCGGCUUGUUAAAUGUGUUUGUGAUCUUUUCAUAAUGUGAUGUGGCGUUUAUAGCCGAUUUAAUGAGAACCGAGUCCACCGACACUUGCCUGUUAUUGACUGUAAUCAGACCGUCUGUUAUUGCUCAAACACCGGCAUUCAUCUGACUAAACUAUGAAUUCGUUUCUGUGCUGUGAUUUUCAAAAACGAACGUAUUUGCUAAGUAUAUCAUCAUUUCAUUCAGAGAAGGUUCGUUUGCAGGGGUUUCUUUUUAUAUUUUGCUACUCUGUUUAAUUACUUUUUAACUGCAAUAUUUUUCUAACGUCUUCUCUAAAGUUAAAAAAAAAAACAAUUUUUUUAAAAUGCAGCGAAAAUGUAGAUGUACCGAAUCCACUAACCACUAACCAACAUCUUAGUUGUGUCCUGCUGCGUCGAAGGCAGCGAGUGGUAUAAAAGUCCAGUGUGCACUUUGUAUUUAGGCAGCUAAUUGUGGAAAACUGGUCAUUGUGGAAUGAUUUAUUUAUCCUUGAUUCAGUACAAUUCUUGUGUGAAAUAAAAGAAGACCAUUGAAAUCCCA
This is a messenger RNA of Puntigrus tetrazona (Sumatra barb), 5891 nucleotides long. It is a transcript of the gene tmpob, whose product is annotated as thymopoietin b. Lineage: Eukaryota; Metazoa; Chordata; Actinopteri; Cypriniformes; Cyprinidae. Gene Ontology annotation, molecular function: DNA binding. The transcript is spliced from 6 exons. The record is from RefSeq and is a predicted model, not a curated record. The coding region runs from base 3120 to 4202 and encodes 360 amino acids.